AUGGAACGAUCGAGCCCACUCAUUCAACUAGUCGACACGACCAACACACUCUUUUCGCUUCUUUCGUUUCUCUCCAACAUCCAAGAUAACCCCACCCCUACAUGCCCCCAAAUCUACAUCGCCCUCGAAGGCAACAACCCAUGCGGCUACGGAACCAUCUCGCUAUUUACACUUCUUUUCACCCCCAGCAACACAGUCUAUCUCAUCGAUGUGCACAGACUCGGUCUCUCCGCCUUCACAACCACCUUCGAAGACAAACCCACAUCCCUGAAAACGAUCCUCGAAUCCCCCUCCAUCCAUAAAGUCAUCUUCGACGCCAGCAACCCCUCCGACGCGCUUUUCUCCCUCUUCAACAUCACCCUCGCUGGCAUCUCCGACCUCCAACUCAUGGAAAACGCCUCCCGAACCGGCUCAAAGCGAGCCGUCCUCCGCCUCUCCAAAUGCAUCGACCACGAUAGUCCCCUCAGCUACGCCGAGAAACUCGAAUGGAAGAUUCAGAAGGCGCGGGCAUCUUUACUCUUUGAUCCAUCCAAGGGGGUCCGAUACCAGGUGUUCAACGAGCGGCCUCUGAAACAGGAAAUUAUAAAUUAUUGUGUUGGGAAUGUGGAACUACUAUCGGCAUUGUACGCCGUGUAUCAUGAGAAAUUGACCGAGCAUUGGAGACGCAGGGUGGAACGGGCAACAGCGCGCAGGAUUCGACAAUCCCGACACAAGAAUUAUAAUCCGUAUUCGCGGAGUAAAGGGCUGGGUCCGUGGAGGAAUGAGCUUACGGAGCUUUAUCGGCGGCAUGGGUCGGAUGAUGAUGUGAAUGAUUUGUUUGAUCGGUGGGAGAGGUAA
This is a messenger RNA of Aspergillus sclerotioniger CBS 115572, 837 nucleotides long. Its product is annotated as exonuclease. The record is from RefSeq and is a predicted model, not a curated record. Gene Ontology annotation, molecular function: nucleic acid binding. NCBI's taxonomy places the organism in Eukaryota, Fungi, Ascomycota, Eurotiomycetes, Eurotiales, Aspergillaceae. The transcript has a single exon. The coding region runs from base 1 to 837 and encodes 278 amino acids.